CCGUAUCGACUCCUCGCGGACCAUGCGUCGGAAAGAGGCAAACAAGCAAGAGGGAGCCGACGAGGCGCCGAACGCUGGCGCUGCCGGCGCCUCCGACGGGGCGCUCGGGGUCUCAUCGAUUUAGGGGCCGCCGUCGAGGGGGGUAAGCGCCCGGGGAGGAUGCCGGUCGCUGGCGGAGGCCGGGAAGCCACCAUGAGCGUCCGGCGUGUCCGCGGCUCCUUUAGGGGCUCGCUGCGACAGUACGUGAGCGGCGAGACGGCCAAGCGAAACCCGGUGCGACACUUCCAAUGGGUCUACCAAAACGACGAGUGGCACAUCGCCUACGACGACGGAGAUGAGGUGUCCCUCAUGUUCGCCAAGUUUGAGCGACUCCCCAUGAAGGACUUCGGCGCCGAAGUGAGGGCAUCCAUGGACGUUGAUCAGUUCCUCAUUCAAGCCGUGCUCCUCCUGGAUGUGCAGGAGACCUCGCUCGAAGGCAUCGUCGACAAGAUGCUACAAAAGGUGCUUGACGGACGCGAACAGAUGGCAACCCUAGCGGAAGCAAAGGAAUCGCUUUUCACUCACGAACAAGUGCAUCUACUAUCCAGGACGAUCCAGGGAACGUGUAUGCGAGAGGGGGGAGGAUUCGACUACGACCAGUCCUGGAUUUGUGCACUGUGCGCGCUGCCGUCCCUUCAGAAGCGGCACGUGGCCGUGGCGCGGCUCAAACACCCAGCCAACAUGGGUCGCACGUGUCACGAGGUGCGCUUCUUCAUCCUGGUGCUGACGCCGAGCAAGGAGAAAGGCACCAAGAACGCCCUGGAGACGGGCCGCACGUUCGCCACCAUCUUCGCCGACAUGGACUUCCGGCAGCGCCUCCUGGAGGUGCACUCCGAGGCCGAGUUCAAGAACGUGCUGCUCAAACACGCCCAGGACCUGGCGGCCGAGCAAAGCAACCCCGUGCACCUGAGGGGAUCGCAGGCCCAGCUAGACUUCCCGCCCCGUAGGUGUCCCAUCGCUCAAGGUCUAAGCGACGACCUGCGGCGACGGUUGUCGCAUUACGUCAGCGACUAUAUAGAUGGAGUGGUAGGCCACCGGACAAUCUACAAGACCGUCUCCACCAUCUUCUUUCUCUAUUUUGCCUGCCUUCUGCCAACCAUUGCCUUCGGAGCGCUGAACGACACGAACACCAAGGGCAAGAUAGGCGAGUACGUCCGCAAGUGCAUCAUCAGCCAAACCAUUGGCGGCCUCUCCUUUGCCCUGUUCGGCGGUCAGCCGUUGGUUAUCCUCAUGACCACUGCCCCUCUCAGCCUGUACAUCAAGGUUAUCUACAACAUCUGCGAAGACUUCGACCUAGACUUCUACGCCAUGUACGCCUGUGUGGGGCUGUGGAACACGUUCUUCCUCCUCAUGUUCGCCGUCUUCGACGCCAGCAAGCUGAUGAAGUGGUGCACGAGGUCGACGGAGGAGAUAUUCGCGCUGUUCAUCAGCAUCGCCUUCUGCGUGGACGCCGGGCGCGACGUGUACAAGAACUUCCAGCGCUACUAUUACGCGUCCGAGUGCUCGCCUCCGACGGUGGAGUCGCUGAGCCGGCUUCUGCACAACGUGGGCGCGGCCACCAACAACACGACGGCGGCCGAGGCCCUCCUGGAGGCCCUGCCCACGUGCCGACGAGAGAACAGCCUGCUCUUCCUGCUGCUCAUGCUGGGCACCGUGUGGCUGGCCGUGUCCCUGUACAACUUCAACAAGACGCCCUACCUGCAGGCCAGCAAGCGUGAGAUGCUCGCCGACUACGCGCUGCCCGUGGCCGUCAUCGCGCUCAGCUUCCUCGGCUCGUUCGUCUUCCGAGAGGUCGAGACGGAACAGUUCCACUUCGGCCACAGCGACCAGUUCGUGCGAGCGCGCGUCGAGGCGCUGAAGUGGCCCGCCGCCCUGGCCGCCAUGGGCCUGGGCCUCGCGCUGUCGCUGCUGUUCUUCAUGGACCAGAACAUCUCCGCGGCGGUGGUCAACAACCCGUGCAACAAGCUCAAGAAGGGCGCCGCCUACCACCUCGACCUGCUGGUCGUGGGCCUGCUGAACGGCGUCCUAUCGCUGUUCGGCCUGCCCUGGAUGCACGGCGUGCUGCCGCACUCGCCGCUGCACGUGCGCAGCAUGGCCGACGUCGAGGAACGCGUCGACCAGGGCCACGUGUACGAGAUCAUCGUGCGCGUGCGCGAGACCCGGCUCACGGGUGCGAUUUCGCACCUGCUCAUUGGGCUCUCGGUGUUCAUGCUGCCCUACCCGCUGGCGCACAUCCCGACCGCGGUGCUGGACGGACUGUUCCUCUACAUGGCCAUCACGUCGCUCAACGGCAACCAGAUGUUCGAGCGCAUCACGCUGCUCUUCAUGGAGCAGGCCGCAUACCCGCCCAACCACUACAUCCGGCGCUGCCCGCAGCGAAAGAUACACGUGUUCACCGUCUGCCAGGUGGUGCAGCUGCUGGUCAUGUGCUUCUUCGGGUUCGCGCCGUGGCCCUACGUAAAGAUGGUCUUCCCCGUCAUCAUCCUGCUACUCUUGCCACUCAGGCACAAGGUGGUCACGCUGUUCAUCGACCAAAAGUACCUGGAAGCGCUGGACGGCGAGCACCAGUAGCGUCCUCACACUCUAUGCAGCUGCAGCAGCCGCACGAGGGCCGCCACCAGAGAGCAUCAGCAGCAGCAGCCCGGGUUGUCGUACCUGAAACUUAUGCAAUGCGGCGAGGAGAGCGCUCUCCCCGUUACUCCCACCGUGUCAAAGUGCCGCCCGGGCGACCGAGUGCGCCCCCCCGCAGCCGCGUCAAGCAAAGAGCGCCGAUACAACCCCC
This is a messenger RNA of Rhipicephalus sanguineus (brown dog tick), 2821 nucleotides long. Its product is annotated as solute carrier family 4 member 11. Bases 160 to 2610 code for a protein of 816 amino acids. Gene Ontology annotation, molecular function: solute:inorganic anion antiporter activity. Gene Ontology annotation, cellular component: basolateral plasma membrane; plasma membrane. The record is from RefSeq and is a predicted model, not a curated record. Gene Ontology annotation, biological process: monoatomic anion transport; monoatomic ion homeostasis; transmembrane transport. The transcript has 13 exons. NCBI's taxonomy places the organism in Eukaryota, Metazoa, Arthropoda, Arachnida, Ixodida, Ixodidae.